AUGAGGUUUUUAUUACUUGCAAUAUUCCUAGUUUUAGAUGUUAAUAGCUUUCCGAAAAAGAAGACGCAAGUUUAUAUGGCCACGAUUGAUCUGGACACUGACCGGAAACGCCACGUGGAUCCCGAAGUGGUACCAGAUAUUGAAUCUCAACUUAAGCCAAUUGCCAAAAAUGUUACAAAACCCCCUGAUUACGGUGACUAUGAGGACUAUGAAUUGACAGCAAAGCCAGAAGAAGUAGUACCAACUACAGUAACCCCUAAAGUGGUAAAGGAGCAUAGUCUCCUAGAUUCGCAAUACAAACCACAUGUCAAGAUCUCAAUGAAUAAUCAAAAAUCGAGCGCGGAGAUCCGUGACGAAGUAUCCCGCCUAAUGGGUGACCUACAUCGAGAAGAGCUAACGCUACGAACUACAGUAACCCGUGACGAUAUGACAUCUCCAUCCCCAGUUGAUAUGAUGCUCUUGGGAAAUGAGACAAUGUUUUUCAACGAUGAAGAAGGAUCUGGAGUAAUGGCGGAGGAUCAGAUGGCAAGUGCCACGUCAUCAACAACCAGAAGACCUCUUCUAUUCACUACGCUGAUUCAGGAGGUGAAAAAUGUGUCGGUUACAGCUCGUCCUGAUCCAUUCGAACAUUUAGAUUAUGACCUUUCGGAUCAUAGUAAUCUGAAAAAGCCUACGAGAGACAAUCCUUCAAAUGUUAGAACUGUAGAGAAAAUGAAACAAGUGAAGCUCCACGGCGGUUCUGUCGAUACCGAUCAACCACUAAACCGAGUGAUUCCAAGACCACUCAGCCACAAAAAAACCGGGAAUCCAAUUCAUUCUCUUCUUGUGACACCGCAAAGAGUCAAACCCAAAAGAGUCUACCCAGUUCUCAAGAAAUCUGAAAAUCGCAAGAAAAAUCUCCGAAAAAUGAAGAAAAUCGAGAGAUCGCGUCGUUUGAAAAAUCUGAAUCAUCGUGUGAGAGCUCAAAAUCGCAUGCGUCUUCGGAAAGUUCUAUCAAAGAUGUUGUUCGGUCCAAGGGAUUCAGAUGUGACGUCUUCUAAAAAGAUUCCAGCCAAUUUGACAAAGAAUCAGAGCCCAAGGAUUCCGAAUUCUCCGAGAGAAUCAACGAAGCUAAAGUUUGUGGGAUCUAAUAGAAUUGUGACACCUCAAAGGAAGCAGAAUCAGAAUUUCAAUAGGAAACUCAAAAAACCACAAAUCGAAUUUCACCAGAAUCGAGACAAAAGAGACGUUACUCGACAACUACAGUACGUCAGCGAGGGAGCCGGUGGAUCUUGGGAUACUGUAGAUACAGUACCCAUUGAGAAAAGUGUCAUUGAAUCAAUUCCAAUUGAUCCUCAUCCGUAUUACCAUCUGAAGACAGAUGGAAGAACUCAAGUGGAGCCCAGUCUUUUGAUAAAAGAAGAUUCGAUUGAAGAAGAAGAAGAAGAAGAUGGCGUGGAUUCUGAAACCACCAACGUCAUCAAAGUCGCAGAUUCGCUUCCAAUGAAAACGAGACUUAUCCAAGUGAAUCUACCGAAACGACUGAAAAUGGUGACAUUGAAAUCCGUGAAAAAAGUGAGUAAGAAGAGCCAGGAGAAAAAUGCCAGUGGGGUGGCACUGGUGGCUCCAACGGCAAACAAACCAACAAUGCUCGAACUUCUAAUCGGCGAUUUCCUACAACGAAUGCCUCCAAUCGCUCGGAAUCCCCGUUUGAUCGAUGAGCAGUGGUUAUAG
Molecule: messenger RNA, 1713 nt
Organism: Caenorhabditis briggsae
Lineage: Eukaryota; Metazoa; Nematoda; Chromadorea; Rhabditida; Rhabditidae
Exons: 9
Coding region: 1-1713 (570 amino acids)
Source: RefSeq, a predicted model, not a curated record